AGACAGGCGCAGGGUCAAGUUCUACUCACUGGCAUCAACUGGUUAACUCUCCAGAUCCUGGAGUUGGAGAAUACCUUCACCACCACUCUGCACCCAAGCAACUUGCAGAGUCUAAUCUGCAUCGUUCAUGAAGGCGCCCUGGAGGUGAUCAUGCAAGGCGUUCCCGUCUUUAUCAUUGGCCGUGGUAGCCAGUGG
Molecule: messenger RNA, 195 nt
Organism: Neurospora tetraspora
Lineage: Eukaryota; Fungi; Ascomycota; Sordariomycetes; Sordariales; Sordariaceae
Exons: 1
Source: RefSeq, a predicted model, not a curated record